Molecule: messenger RNA, 12978 nt
Organism: Myxocyprinus asiaticus (Chinese sucker)
Lineage: Eukaryota; Metazoa; Chordata; Actinopteri; Cypriniformes; Catostomidae
Product: intermembrane lipid transfer protein VPS13B-like
Exons: 62
Coding region: 158-12184 (4008 amino acids)
Cellular component (GO): membrane
Source: RefSeq, a predicted model, not a curated record
GGAGCCUUUACGGGCACGCGCACGUCUGCGCAGGCGGAAGUGAUGUGUUCUUCGCAGGCGGAAAUGCUGCUGUGUAUGCGGAAGCGAUGGCGGCUGUUUGUCUACCUGUAGCAACUCGACGCGUCUGAUGAAGCUCUGAGAGUGCAUUGACGUCAGGAUGUUGGAGUCAUAUGUGUCUCCUCUCUUGAUGAGUUAUGUGAACCGCUACAUAAAGAAUCUGAAGCCGUCAGAUCUGCAGCUGUCAUUAUGGGGCGGCGACGUUGUGCUGAGCAAACUGGACCUGAGACUGGACGUGCUGGAGCAGGAACUCAAGCUGCCGUUCACGUUUCUGAGCGGACACAUUCACGAGCUGCGCAUCCACGUGCCCUGGACCAAACUGAGCUCCGAGCCCGUCGUCAUCACCAUCAACACGAUGGAGUGCAUCCUGAAACUGCGAGACGGAGCUACGGAUGAUAAUGAAAGUUGUACAUCCAGCUCGACCAAUCGCAGUGUGUCUGAGAGCUCUAAGAAUGCAUCUAAACCUCGGCGGUUGCAGCAGGCCCCCAGCGACCCUGACCUGCCCCCAGGAUAUGUCCAGAGUCUAAUUCGUCGAGUGGUGAAUAAUGUAAAUAUUGUGGUGAAUAAUCUGAUUCUGAAGUACGUGGAGGACGAUAUUGUUCUGUCAGUGAACAUCACGUCUGCAGAAUGCUACACAGUGGACGAUCUGUGGGAUCGAGCAUUCAUGGACGUCAUCUCUCCUGAACUGGUCCUGAGGAAGGUGAUAAACUUUUCCGACUGUACGGUGUGUUUGGACAAGCGGAAUGCCAGUGGGAAGAUCGAGUUCUAUCAGGAUCCUCUGCUCUACAAAUGUUCCUUCAGAACACGUCUUCACUUCACCUAUGACAAUAUCAAUGCCAAAAUCCCUGCGGUUAUUAAAAUUCACACACUGGUGGAGAGUUUGAAGUUGUCUCUGACGGAUCAGCAGUUACCCAUGUUCAUUCGUCUCAUGGCGUUGGGUGUGGCGCUGUAUUAUGGCGAGAUGGGCGUCCAUCGAGAAGGCGAGAGAGAGGAGAACAGCUCGCUCCGAGAGAGCCUCCCUGAGAGCUGUGUUUUCCUGCCAGGACAUUACACAUACCAACAUGAUGACAUCACCUGCUCUCCCGCAGAUGUGAUGGUGGAGGGUUCAGAAGCGUCUCUGGCAGGUCAGUACUUUCAGGGUGAGGAUGAGGAUCAGGGCUGGGUGUCAUGGGCGUGGUCGUUCGUCCCAGCCAUCGUGAGUGCAGAAGAGGAGGAGGGCGAGGGGGAGUCAGGGGGAGAAUCACAGGAUGGCGGCGCUUCUCGACCCCAGCAGCAAUCUCACAGAGACCCCGUCGUGUCCGUCGGCUUCUACUGCACUAAAGCAUCCGUCACUUUUAAGUUGACAGAGAGUUGUUCGGAGAGCAGUUACUACAGUCCUCAGAAGGUGAAGUCUCGUGAGGUGCUGUGUGUGGAGCAGGAGGGCAUCACAGUGGAGGCUCUGAUGAUGGGAGAGCCGUUCUUCGACUGUCAGGUGGGAGUCGUGGGUUGUCGUGCCGUCUGUCUGAAGGGCAUCAUGGGAGUUCGAGAUUUUGAAGAGAAUAUGAACAGAAGAGAGGAGGACGCAGUGUUUUUCCGUUGUGGAGACACUCUGAGUGUGAAGGGAAUGACAUACCUGACGAACUCUCUGUUCGACUACCGCAGUCCUGAGAACAACGGCGUCAGAGCCGAGUUUAUACUGGAGGCAAACCUGCACAAGGAGACAUACACUGAGACUGCAGGUGUGCAGCGUUAUGGCGCGUUCUACAUGGAUUAUCUGUACACUAUGGAGAACAGCGGCAGUCGAGUGUGUACGGGACCGCAGGAAUUCUCAGCGCUGCAUAAAGACGAGCCGCCGCUGCAGGAGUCGUCAGUGAAGAGGAUUGUGAUUGGUCCAUUAGACGUGCAGCUCCACAGCAGUGCCGUUCACCGCAUCCUCAAGAUGAUCGCAUGCACGCUGGACCACGAGUAUCACCCCUACUGCAAACCACAGCAGCCCGAUGUUGUGGAGGAGUGUGCAGGUGUGACUGUGGAGCAGGUUGCAGCUCUGGAGGAAUUCAUUCCCACCCGUCAGACGAGCGUCACACUGAUGCGAGCGACAGUCACAAUCCCUGCAGCUGAAUACAACAUACUGCACCUCAUACUGCCCGUCAUACUGGGACACAAGGUCUCGACUGCACAGACGUCUGCGCCACAGUUUCAGCUCUUGCGUCCUCUGCCUGCGCUGCAGCUGCAGUUUGAGCGCGUCACGUUUGAACAUUCUGUGCCCAUGUAUGAAGAGGAAGUUACCCGCACCGCCUGCAGCAUGAACAAACCCUCAGAUACACUGCUGCACCACUGCUACACACACUGCUAUCUGAAGGUGUUUGAGUUUGCUGUUGGUCUGACUGUAAUCGGCUCUGAGGGGGGAUUCCUGCCGCUCAUUCCCAUAAUUCCCUCCUUCAGUACCGCUCUGUAUGGAAAGCAGCUCCGCUUGCCGGCAUACUGGUCGAGGAAGUGUUCAGUAGCGGUGAGUGAGUGUGUGUUCGAGCUGCCGCAGGUGUGUGUUCAAGUGACUCGUGCGCAGGUGCAGCUGUUGCAGUGUAUGUUUCACAGCUGGACACACAGUGUGGGGGGCGGAGCCUGCAGCAUCAUCAGUGACACGCUCAUUAACCACGCCUACAAAACUACAGGUGUGAAGUCGGUGUGUUCUGCUCCCGUGUUGGAGGUGUGUGUUCAGCGUGUGGAGCUGAAGGUGUGUGUGCGUCCGGCGCUCUGGUGUGUGUCAGGAACUCUUGGAGCUGUUAAAGUGUGUGCCAGAACUCCAGGUGAGAAGGAUGAGCUGGUUCCGCUGGUUCAGGGUCCGUCUGACACCACAGAUCUUCACACGAGUCGUUGGUUGAUUGGGAGUCGUAAACCGGCGUCGCUGCUCUCUCCUGAUCUCCUGCAGAUCUCACUCCAGCUCCCGCAGCAGGAACAGACAUUGAACCCCAUUGAGACAUCAUCAACACACACAUCACUCAUCAGUACACUCAACCGCGGUGCAGUGUUGUUGGUCAGUGUUCAGGGAAUGGCUGUGAAUGUGGAUCCGGUUCUGUUCUCUUGGCUUCUGUUUCACCCGCAGAGAACCACCAGCAGCAACAGGCAGACACAACAGGUUUCCAUGGUGAUGAAGAAGAGGAGGGAGGAUGAAGCAUCUGUUGGCAGCACACCACUAACCAAACCAACUAGCAACCCAUCAGACUACACCAGCAGUCCAGUGAAGACUAAAACUAUCACAGAGUCGAGGCCUCUCUCUGCUCCAGUGAAGGUUUUUCCAUCAUCUGAAGAAAGUCAUUUGAGUCAAGAAGAACGAAUGAAGAACCUGAUAACACACACCUGGAACGCCGUCAAACGCCUCACACUACAGGUGGAGCUGCAGUCGUGCUGUGUGUUUGUGCCGUUGGACUCUCUGCCGUCUCCAAGCACGCUGCUGUGCGGCGAUAUCCCGGGCACGGUGCGCAGCUGGUAUCACAGUCAGGCGUGUAUGCCGGGUACACUGGUGCUGUGUCUGCCGCAGAUCAGCGUUCUGAGUGCUGGACACCGACACAUGGAGCCGCUGCAGGACAUUCCCUUCACUGUCCCCAGACCAGUGCUGGAGGAGGGUGAUGCGUUCCCGUGGACAGUGUGUGUGAGUCAGUUGAGUGUGUACUCUCUUCUGGGACAGCAGCGUUCUCUGAGUGUACUAGAUCCUGUAGGCUGCACCUCCACGCUGGCGCUCACCGCCCCAAAACUGCAGCCGGACACCAAACAGGCCUUCAUCAUGUGUUUACAUGUGGAUCUGCAGCCGGUACAUCUGAAGUGCUCCAACCCGCAGGUUCAGCUGCUGUAUGGUUUAUGGUCUAGAUGGAGUCAGAUUCUCAGUGUUUUUGAACGGAUGCAGAGCAGAGGAAGUCACAGACAGUCAUCAGGGUUCGCAGACUCCACAGCGCCACCUGCUGGACCGUCCUCACCUGUCCAGAGCAGUGUGGGCACCGUCCCACCCGACACCAGCACCUACAGCCCCUCAGCUGACCUGGGCUCUCCUACAGAGGGUGAUUCAGUGCACACUGAGGAGCCAGUUGUGUGCGAGUCUAUGACUCUAGAACAGAAGACAUGCAGCUUCAGUGGUGCGAGUGGAAAGUUCAGUGUUUGGAUGCAGUGGAUGCUGCCUAAACUCACAGUGAAACUCUUCUCAACUGACCACACCUCCAAAAUCAACGAGCUGUGUGUAAUUGCAGAGCUGGAAGAUCUGAGUGCAUCAGUGGAUGUUCAGGACGUUUAUACGAAGGUGAAAUGUAAAGUGGGCAGCUUCCACAUAGACCACUACAAACACAGUGCUGCAGAGCGCUCUCCUCGAGCCGGUCCGUGUGCUGGGGUCGUGCUCUCUUGCACUGAUAAGCUGAACAGACGCACAGUUCUUCUGCGGCCACUCGGCAAAUCGGACACUCACAGCCAUUUCAGCUUCUUUCCUCCUACGGCGGCCAAGGCUCUGGAAGUGUCUCACCAGCAGCACGGAUUCCUGACAGUGACCUACACGCAGGCUGUGACCCGGAACGUCCGGCACAAGCUGACGGCGCGUCAGGAGCGCGCGGCGCCAGCUCAGCGCCUGUGUGAGGAAGUGGCGGACGGCUCGCCGCAGUACCUGCACGAGAUCCUGCUUACGACGCAACCCUUCGACCUCGUCCUCUCCUGCCCCCUGCUGGUGACGGUGGCACGCGUGUUCCACAUCACCCCGCCCCCUCACCUACGGCACCCGGUCAGAGAGCGGCACUCUGCGGGACAGCCAAUGAGAGGCCACGCGCUGUCGUCCAGCAGUCUGCCGCUCAUCUAUGUCAACACCAGCGUGAUUCGUGUGUUCUGCCCCCUGGAGGACGCGCACAGCAGCACACAUCCACAGCUGAAGGACAGGAAGGAAGACACGGUUGUGUUGAAGAUCGGAUCAGUGAGUGUCGCUCCGCAGGCUGAUAAUCCACUGCCGCGCUCUGUACUGCGCAAAGACAUCUACCAACGGGCGUUAAAUCUGGGAGUGUUGCGUGACCCGGGGUCAGAGGUCGAAGAUCGUCAGUAUCAGAUCGACCUUCAGAGCAUAAACAUGGGUACAGCUCACUGGGACGACCUGCGACCGGAGCGUGAGGGGUCAGUGGGCGGAGCUCCGUCAGAAGUGGAGAGAAGCUCCCAGAAUCCCGCGCUGGAGUGGAACAUGGCCAGCAGUAUUCGCAGACAGCAGGAGAAGCGUGUGAUUCUGUCUCCCAUCAUCACAGAUUUCUCUGUUCGUGUGACUGCAGCUCCUGCUGUGAUCUACAGGAAACCCCUCGUCCCCGAGCACACACCCACAGAGGAAGUGGUGGUGUGCGGUCACAGUUUGGAGCUGAAUGUGACGUCCAGUCUGGAGUUGUUUCUCAGCGUGUCUCAGGUGCAGUUACUGCAGCAGCUCCUGCGCGCUAAUGUGGGACUGACGACCACCAACAAGACACCUGCAGACGUGUGUGGUCAGCAGGCGCCGGCCACCGCGGUCUCGGGUUCGAGCUCCGUGGAGAGUUUGUGUGGCAGCGGUGCCCCCUGCGGGCAGGACAGUGGCUUUGGCAGCGACAGCGCCCGUCUGCGAAUCAUUCAGAUCGAGCGCCAGAGUGGCACGGGUCACCACCGCCUCGCCCGGCCGUCGCAGCAGCCCACCAUCACCAAGAACCUGAGCUUCAUCCCCUUCGAUGUGUUCCUCACAGCCGGCCGCAUCUCUCUCAUGACUUACGCCACCACACCCACCAUCAAACCGCCCACCGACGCCACCCUGUCGCCGGGAAAGAGCAUGCUCGAUGUGCCGGAGGGUGAGGCGGGUAACGCGUCUGAAGGGAGUCUGUCAUCCCUCACGGCCGAUGAUCUGCUCAACGCAAACACCAGCAGCAGGCCGACGGGGCUCCUGGACGGUGUAUGUGCACCCGUGCGGGCUUCGGCGAGACAGGCUCUGGGCGUGACGGUGGUGAGACAGCCGGGCCGCAGAGGAGACAAAGACUGCAGCCUGCAGCCGCUGAUGUUCCUGCAGCUCACGCAGCCGUCUGCGCUCAUCAACUGCCAUCAUCGCAGACAGAAACUGGAGCUGUCGCUGUUUGACCUUACGCUCAGAGGAGUUGCAACUGAUUACAAGAGUCUCGACACAGGUAAAUCUCUGCCCGAGUCGUUGGAUUACAGUGUGUAUUGGCUGCAGACAGUAGCUGGAGAGGCAGACAGUCGGACGGGCAUACCUCCUCCUCUCCUGUCUGUCAUCAUCAGAGACUUCCUCAGUGGACCAGAGUUGCGUGUGGACAUCAGUCGGCCAUUGAGGGUCAGUCCCACGCUGGCGAAGAUUGAACAGGCCAAAAGCUUCUGGAGGAGAAUCUUUCCUGAGGGCGACCCACAGCCUCGAACACCUGCUGGCUCCACCCACUGCCACGACGGCCAUGCCCCGCUGCAGACCGUCCUUCCCUUCCACAAGAUCGCGCUUCGCACGGUGCAGAUGGUGGUCGCUAUGGAGAUGGAGUCGCACACCAUGCGGCCCAGUCUGACACUGUCUGUGUCGGGCAUGACGGGCGCGCUGACCCUGAAGAAUGCCAUGAAACCCGCAGAUGGUUUUAAGGAGGUGUGUGUGUCGGUUCAGUGUGAGGACGUGUUGUUGCGGACGGGUCUGAAGGACAGGACUGUGGUGUUCGUGGGUCCAUUCUCCUGCAGUGCAGAUCUGGAAGCUUAUUGGUGCAGACACAGUGGAAGCUCCGCCCCCAACUCACCUGACCCACCAAGAGUGUUGAUUGACCUGAAGGGAGGACUGCUACAGGUGUUUUGGGGGCAGCAGCAGUUUAAUUGUUUGACUGAGAUUCAAGAGCAUCUAAAGAACUACUGGAGUCACAUGACCAGAGUGGAGGCAGAGUCUAACGAGAAACCCCUCUCUUCUAAGCCACCGCCCACCCCUCGCCCUGCCCAAUCAGAACACUCCUCUGAUGACCUGCGCACAGGCCUGUUCCAGUACAUCCAGGACUCGGCAUGUCAGAAGUUGCCGUCAGCUCAUGAGGUGGUGUUCUGGAAGGAAACAGAUGACUCUCCGGGCAUCAUGUUGUGGCGGUAUCCAGAGCCACGUGUGAUCACGUUUCUCAGAAUCACACCUGUUCCGUUCAACACCACAGAUGACCCAGACAUCAGUACGGCAGACCUCGGAGACGUCCUGCAGGUUCCGUGUAGUCUGGAGUAUUGGGAUGAGCUGCAGCGAGCGUUUGUUCCCUAUCGAGAGUUCAGUCUAUCAGAGAGCAGCGUUUGUGAGCUGACCCUGCCCACCCUGACCCCCAACACACACCAGACUGACCUCGUGACCUCUGACCUGUGGAGAGUGGUGCUCAACAGCAACAGUGAUGGCGGAGAUGAGAGUUCGGACAGUGAAUCGGGUUCUCAGGUGCCGUGUGAUCAGCUGGUGUGUCCAACCGCUCUGGCCGCCUGCACGCGCGUGGACUCAUGUUUUGCGCCAUGGUUCGUGCCGUCAGUGGGCGUGUCCAUACGACUGGUGUGUGUGGAGCUGCGAUUUUGUCACAACCUGGAUCAGCACGGCACAGUGCCGUGCCAGAAGCUCCGCCCCUUCCUCCCAGACAGGAAGUGUCCUCAUGAUCAGGAGUUUGCGGUGGUGUGUGUGCGUGAGCCGUGUGUGUUUGUGCGUCAGUGGAGUGAUGUGUAUCAGUGCUGUCACGAGCUGAACUUCUCGUCGACGCUGAGCACGACACUGCUGGAGUACAGAAACCUGACGCAACUGAACGUCAUUCAACCCGUCAGCCUGCAAGGAAACGCUACACACACAUGCGUGCUCACACACUCACAACACACACUCCACUGUAACAUCACACUGCAGCCGCUGCAGGUCACACUGGGACAGUACGCCAUACACACACUGGACAGAGCACUGCACGCAUGGAGACAGAACGGUGUGCUGGACGCUGAGGAGGUCAUUUUCACUCAUUUCAUCAUCUGUAACGACACACAGGAAGUUCUGCGCUUCGGUCAGGUUGACACAGAUGAAAACAUCCUGUUACACAGUAACCAGAGUCACCAGUACAGCUGGAGAACCCACAAAUCACCUCAGCUGCUGCACAUCUGUAUGGAGGGGUGGGGUAACUGGAGGUGGGCGGAGCCUUUCAGUGUCGAUGAUGUUGGGACUCUACUGCGAACAAUCCAACAUAAAGGACAGACAGCGUCUCUCAUCAUCAGAGUCAAACAACUCAACGGAGUCCAGAAACAAGUGAUCAUCUGCGGUCGACAGGUGUUCUGCAGUUUUCUCAGUCAAUCUAUCGAGCUGCGUGUCGUUCAUCAUUCUAGCGGUCAGGAAAGUCAGCUGAUGCAGCGUGAGCGAGUGACGCGUCUCGAGCCCGACAGUAAACUGCCGUCAUUUGUUCUGGAGGACGCAGAACUCACUGACGUGUGUGUGCGAGCGUGUGGAGAUGAGGAAUGGUCUCAGGACGUGUGUUUGAAACAUGACGACAAAACCAACAACAGCUGUGUGGUGCAGGUGCCGUGCUCUAAUGGAUCACUGCUGCAUGUUUGGUGCACACUGAUACUGCUGGACACAAACACACACCUGCAGCAAAGAGCGGUUGUGUUCAGUCCUCUGUUCAUCAUGUGGAGUCAUCUGCCCGAUCCGGUUCUGGUUCACGUGGAGAAGCGGAGUUUGGGUCACAGAGACAUGCAGCUCAUUGACGGCCGCGGACACCAGGAGGUGCUACUGAACGUAGAAGCAGAUCUGACACACCACCUCACGUUUCAGGCCAGUGAGGAGGAGGAGGUGUGUGACUGUGCGGUUCCGGUCUCCACUGCUGUUAUUAGACAGAUCAUCAACAGAGCGGCUCCAGAACUCAAACAGAACCAGAACACUAUUCUAGAACAUUUCUACGGAGAGAAGACGACCAGCACUCCACACUGGCCCUACACCAGCACACACACACACAGGUGUGCGGUGGAGUCGGUUGCUCAGUGGGACAGUCCGAUGCAGGUGCGUUUGAGUGCGUGGCGAUCCGGUCUCAACACCCUGUUGGUGGAGCUGUUGCCGUGGGCGAUACUGGUGAAUCAUUCACACUGGGAUGUGUGGCUGUUUGAAGCUGAGAGCAUCAUCGCACAGAUACCAGCCGGAAAAACCAUCAUACCACCAAACUUCAAGGACGCGUUUCAGAUCGGCAUUUAUUGGCCGCACACUAACACAGUGCACAAGUCUCCUGCCGUGCGAUUGGUCCAUGAGGUGUCGUCGCCGCGGUGGCCGGAGGGGGGCGGAGCUGAUGUACUGAUGCUGGAUGAAGAAGGAUACAUACACACUGACAUCACACUCGGAACGCUGCCUGGAAAACUGAAGCUGUGUCAGUUGUGUUUGUCGUCUUCAGUGACAUACGGGAUUCAGGUUUUACAGAUUAUGGAUAAAACCGUUCUGGUGAACAACACAACAAACAUCAUCAGAUACAAAGCUGUGAUUCAACAACACACAAACACCACAGCUGACCAGGUGUAUGAGGUCUCUGAGUCGUCGGUGUUCACUCUGGGUCCUGCGGGUGAGGCUGGUGAUCAGGUGUGCUGUUCAGUGGCAUGCUGGGAUGUCCCGUGUGAUGGUCAGUCAUCAGACCUGGACAUGACACUGUCAUCGAAGCAGUUGCUGUUGAGCUGUGAGGGUCAAAGUUCACAAUGGAGUCUCCCUGCCCUCGUGCGACCUGAUCUUCCCCGUCAGAGUGUUUCUGUUUCUGUGGAACCUGACGACAAACACCCCUUCAACACGAGGGCUCUGGUUGUGACCUGUCAGGAUCAUUCAGGCAUCAUGUAUGUGACGGUGAGUGAAGAUCUGUGUCCACGAAUGCUGAUACACAAUCGCUGCCCCAUGAACCUCUUACUGAAGGAGAACAUCAGAGAGUGUGUGAGGAGUGAGGUGUUCUGCAGGUUGUUGCCAUCUCUCUCGUCUGUUCAUCAUGAGCUUUAUUAUCACAUCUCAAACUUCCCCGAGUGUAAACAGAAAGAGACACUGCCCACCCUGCUGCUGCGUGCUGUACCUGACACACCCACCAGCCCCACAGACACGCCCACUGACCUCAUGACCACGCCCACUGCACUGAGCUGGACCGAUGCCAUUGAUAUCAACAGCCCUGGAACACAGGUUGUGUUUUUGCCUGGUUUCGGCUGUUUGUACGUUGAUGUGUUUCACCAGAGUGGCACCAUCACGAUCACACUCGCAGCAGAGAGCAGCGCAGAAGAGAUGAUCACACAGCAUGGGCUGUUCAAUCACAUGCUGUCAUUCAGGAUUCUCUUGAAUGAGGCGAGUGUGGCGCUCUGUGAUGACAUCACCAGCUCGUGCAGUUCAGUGGAGCUGCUGCGACUCACUGUUUCUAAACUGCUACUGCAGCUGCCGUCCUGCGACCCGUCGUCAUGUGACACGGCUGCACCGCCUGUUCACACACUGCAGGUUUACUGUGGCCGUCUGCAGCUCGACAAUCAGCUGUACAACCGCGCCAGCUUCCACUUCCCUGUGAUCGUAUGUGCGGAGCCGCAGAUGGACGCUGGAGAAUCUGACCUCACGCUCGCGCCACAACACCUGCAGCGGUUCUAUGACGCGUGUUUCCUGUCACUAACGGUCACCGUCUCCCGUGAUGGCCGGCUCGACCAACUCACGUUCCGCAUCAAACCUGCACGCGUUUAUCUGGAGGACACGUUCAUUUAUUACUUGAAAACACUAUUUCACACCUACAUCCCAGAAUGCACUCUGAGUGAGGACGGUGGGCGGAGCCGAUGUGUAGGGCCGGAGCUUAGCGUUCCGGCGGAGGUUGUGCAGUUCACACAUGCUCUGGUGCAGCCGUUGCAGCUGCAGAAGUUGCUGAUUGAACCCGUUGACCUGCUGGUCAGCAUCCACGCAUCACUCAAACUGUACAUCGCAUCCGAUCACACGCCACUGUCAUUCUCGCUGUUUGAACGCGGCCCCAUCUGCACCACACCGCGACAGCUCGUGCACACGCUCGCCAUGCAUUACGCCGCCGGCGCACUCUUCAGGGCAGGUUGGGUUGUUGGCUCUCUGGAGAUUCUCGGCAGUCCGGCGAGUCUUGUGCGCAGCAUCGGUAACGGAGUGUCAGAUUUCUUCCGGUUGCCGUACGAGGGUUUGACUCGCGGGCCAGGUGCAUUUAUCAGUGGCGUCUCCAGAGGAACAAAUUCCUUCAUUAAACACAUUUCUAAAGGGACUCUGACGUCCAUCACGAAUCUUGCGACGAGUCUGGCGCGUAACAUGGACCGUCUGUCGCUGGAUGACGAGCAUUACAUGAGACAGGAGGAGUGGAGGAGACAACUGCCUGAGACUGUGGGAGACGGACUGAGACAAGGACUGUCACGACUGGGCAUCAGUCUACUGGGAGCGAUCGCAGGUAUCGUUGAUCAGCCGAUGCAGACAUUCACACGGACCGGCGAGCAGCCGAACUCAGCGAGCAGCACGGCUCGUGGCGUCAUCUCUGGUGUGGGGAAAGGGAUUGUGGGAGUUUUCACCAAACCAAUCGGAGGAGCCGCUGAGCUCGUGUCACAGACGGGAUACGGGCUCCUUCACGGCGCUGGACUCUGGCAGCUUCCCAAACAACUUCAUCCGCCAACAGAUCAGAGAUCAGCUGAUGCUUCUAACAGCCACGUCAAAUACAUCUGGAAGAUGCUUCAGUCUCUGGGUCGAGCGGAGCUUCAUAUGGCUCUAGAUGUGUGUAUGGUGAGCGGGUCGGGUCAGGAACACACCGGCUGUCUGCUGCUCAGUUCAGAGGUUCUGUUCGUCGUCAGUGUGUGUGAAGACGCGCAGCAGCAGGCGUUUCCCAUCACUGAGAUCCAGUGUGAACACGACACACACACACCAGGACGCAUCACACUCACACUGCAGCAAUACAGAGUGACCGCAGAUACUGAGGCCGACGGGUCUCGUGAGCGUCUGUCAGAAUUGCAGUACAGUCGUCUGGUGGAUUUUGUAACCGGAGCAUCUCAGUAUUUAUCUCCGUCUCAGUCGUCUCUCCAUCAGCAGCCGCCUGUCACACCCGCUGAACCGCCGCCCACCGUCUCCAAAACAUACCAGUACCAAGCUGACCCGGCCUUCGCACGCGUGUUCGUCUGCAAGUUUAAUAUGGUGAAAAAUAAAGCCCUGCGGAUCGGCUUCCACUGACGGCACAGGACCAGUGUGAUAUUUGUGUAUAAUAUUUUUCAAAAGAGGUAAAUAAUAUCUGCAGAUAUUCAUUACAUAACGCAGAGCUAGUCUCUGAUUGGCUGCUUUCUGUAUGAAUGUUUGUAUGUGUAAAAGACUGCUCGUGUAUGAUGCUUUAAACCAAAAUAAGGCCUUUCAUUUUGUAUUUUUAUACACAAGAUGAUUCAUUGUUUUAUUUUACUCUGGUCUAAUAAGAAGUGCUUAAAUGAGGCUGUUAAUAAUGAAUCUACAUUUUGAAAUUAAACAAGCUAUAAAAUACGAUAUAUCACAUUGUCACACAUCAGUAGUUUGUGUGAGUUUCUUCAGUGUUUGGUCAUGAAGGGACACCAGCGAGUGUUUCUGCAGCGCUGCUGCUGAUCACCUGCAACAAACAGUCAUUCAUUCAUUCAUUCAUUCCGACUGACCUUCAUGUAAAACCAUCUUAUGCAUGUUUGAGUUUAUAUUAAUCUGACAGACUACAUGUGCUACAUCACAGCACAAUUGAAGUGAACUGUAAACCCUUUUGGUUUUUAGCAAUCAAGUUGUAUUAAACGUUAACUUCAUUUUAAUUUCUUCAUACAUUAACACUUAAAGAUGUAUUAGUACACUGUUAACACUAAAGUAUUUUGAUAAACAUCAACCAAGAUUAAUAAAUGCUGUUAAAAAUAUUGUUCAUUGUUAAUUCAUGACACAAAGCGUUUACUAAUUUUAAACAUUAAAGUUACAGAGAAAUAUGAAGCAGUUACAUCGUAGAAAUACACAAUCUCUGAUACAUU